Molecule: messenger RNA, 2950 nt
Organism: Acaromyces ingoldii
Lineage: Eukaryota; Fungi; Basidiomycota; Exobasidiomycetes; Exobasidiales; Cryptobasidiaceae
Product: vacuolar protein sorting-associated protein 16
Exons: 4
Coding region: 51-2900 (949 amino acids)
Biological process (GO): intracellular protein transport; endosomal transport; vacuole fusion, non-autophagic
Cellular component (GO): endosome; HOPS complex; cytoplasm
Molecular function (GO): actin binding
Source: RefSeq, a predicted model, not a curated record
UCACCACCAAAGGAGGUGCCCCUUGGAAGACCACAUCAGUCCAGACCAAGAUGAGCGGUGGGGCUGGCGGCGGUGGAGGAGGAGGAAGCAGCAGCAGCAGCAGCCAUCCGACGCUGGAAUGGUCGGCGCUGCAGGACGUCUACUACCGCAAGUCGGACGUCUACCAACUGACAUGGGGCAUCGACGACCUGUCCGACUACAUUGUCGCCUCGGCCAAGAACGGCGGCUUUCUGGCGCUGGUGCGUGACCCCAACAAGCUCGUCUCGCUCGGCAGAGCAGCGCUGCUCAAGCCAAAGAUCCACAUCUACACGAGCGCAGGACAGCUCGUCGAGAGCAUACCCUGGGAGGCCUCGGAUAAGAUCGUGGCCAUCGGCUUCAACAGCCUCGAACAGCUCGCCGUCGUGCUCGACGAGGGCGUCGUCAGGCUCUAUACCCUUCUGUCACCGUGCCCCUCGCCACCCUCGUCAUCGGUACUGGCAACUUCUUCAGCAGCAGCAACAGCGGAUGGAACCGGCGGAGGAGGCGGCGCAGACGAUCUGUCUUCCUCGAGGCAGAGGCCGAUCGAGGCCACCUCGACGUGCUACUACGUCCAGUAUCCGCUCGGACAAGAGGCCCUGGACACGGGCAUCGUCGAGGCCAAGAUCUGGGAGCACGGCCUCGUGGCACUCACGGGAGGUGGCCUAUAUGUGCAGUGGCAGUUUCCCAAGCGGCGCUUCGACGACGAGCGCGGCCUCGAUGGCGAUCCCCGACACCUCGAGGCAGCCGACCUUCCCCACGUCCUGUCACCCCCAGAUGCGGCCAGCAAGACGCCAUUCUCCUGGCAUGUCCUGCCGCCGGACGUGUCGAGCUCGGGCCUCGUCGAGGUGCUCAUCUCGCCUGCGUCGUCCAACACCAUCCUCACCCUCGAGUCCGUGUCGGGCCUGACGGACAUGCGCCUCUCCCGUGGGCCCUUUCCUGCAAUUCGACCUUCGCCCAACGGCAAGCUCCUCGCCCUGCUCACCGCCGACAACAAGCUCUGGGUCGUCUCGUCGGACUUCCAGCGCAGUCUGUCCGAGUUUGACAUCACCAGCUGCCAGGGCUUCCAGGCGGCGCAGUCGGCACAGUCGGCGCAGUCGGCGGCAGGCAGCAGUAUCCAACAAGGCAUCAAGGGCACCGGCGUGCGCCAGGUCGAGUGGUGCGGCAACAACACCGUCGCGCUGGCGUGGGACAGCGAGGUGCUCAUGAUCGGGCCCUUUGGCGACUCGCUCCCGUACCCGUAUGCUGGUCCCAUCCACCUCAUCUCGGAGCUCGACGGCCUGCGCAUCGUCAGCGCCGACCGCCUCGAGUUUCUCCAAAAGGUCCCCGAGUGCUCGUCGCAGAUCUUUCUCCCUGGCUCGUCGCACGCCGCGGCGAUCCUCUUUGAGUCGUCGGAGCAGUUCAGCAAGAAGUCGGCCAAGGCAGACGAGGGCAUCCGCGCCAUCAAGGCGGACCUGGCCAUGGCCGUCGACACGUGCCUGGCAGCGGCCAGCUACGAGUGGAAGGCGGGCUGGCAGCAGCGCCUGCUGCGCGCCGCCUCGUUUGGCAAGGCCUUUCUCGACGUCUACGACCCCACCAACUUUGUCGAGACAGCCAGGACGCUGCGGGUGCUCAACGCGGCCCGGUGGAGCGACAUUGGGGUGCCCAUCACCUUUGAGCAGUACUCGCACAUGGGCCCCACGGCGCUCCUGGCCCGUCUGACGGCGAGGAACCACCACCUGCUGUGCCUGCGCAUCGCCUCGUUUCUUGAGCUGCGGCCCGACGCCAUCCUCAAGCACUGGGCACGCGCCAAGAUUGCACGGUCGAGGCCUGCCGUUGGCGCAUUGGCCCAUGCCGCCACGGGGGGCGCCGGCGCACGGCAGGACGACGAGAUCUGCGCGGCCAUUGUCAAGAAGUUUGAGAUGCAACCCGCGGCGAGCUUUGCAGAGAUUGCCAAGACGGCGUGGAACGCCGGCAGGGUCCGGCUCGCGACGAAGCUCCUCGACCACGAGCCGCGGGCCGUGGAUCAGGUGCCGCUGCUGCUGAGCAUGCGCGAGGACAAGCUGGCGCUCAUCAAGGCCAUGGAGUCUGGCGACACUGAUCUGGUCUACCACGUCGUCCUCAGGCUCAAGGCGCAGCUGUCUCGAGGCGACUUUUUCCGCAUCAUCCAGGCACCCGUCGCCGAUGCUUCGGCACCGGCCGGCGCCGACGGAUCCGCCGCUGACCGAGGAGGCCCCUCGCGAUCGAGCUACCUGUACCUAGCCUCGCGUCUCUUGGAGAGCUAUGCGCUCUCGCAGGACCGUGAGCUGCUCCGUGAUUUCUACUACCAGGACGACCGGCGGACAGAGAGCGCCGUGCUGUCGCUCCACGAGGCUGAGCUCGAGGGCGAGACGAGCGAGAAGGUCUUCAAGAUCAAGGAGGCCAUGCGCCUCUUUGGCGAGGACAAGGACCGCGGUCUCGAGUCAAAGCUGUGCGACGAGUAUGCCAAGCUCAUUGGGUUUCAGCUCGCGCUCGAAAAGGAAGACGGCGGCAGGUCUUCGUUUGUCGGGCUGAGCGUAAAUGAGACGAUGCGGCAGUGCCUGAUUAAGAACAUGGCAAAGAAGACAGACAAGCUCCGGAGCGACUUCAAGGUGCCCGACAAGCGCUUCUGGAGCAUCAAGGUGUCCAGCCUCGUCGCCACGAGGGACAUUGAGGGUCUCUGGGCGUUUGCUGCGUCUAAAAAGAGCCCCAUUGGGUAUACGCCCUUUGUCAGCGCUCUCGUCGAGCAGGGCUACAACAAGGCCGCGCUCGAGUAUGUCACAAAGUGCGCGAGCGACAAGGCAGACCGAGCCAAGCUGAGCGCCCUCAUCCAGCGACUUCCUGCUCAAGUGGGCCAGCCGCUGGCAGACAAGCUAGCUGAGCUGUAGAUACUCUCGCACCAUGCAGACGACGUGAAAUUGAGACUAGUAUUGCGAGA